This is a messenger RNA of Cicer arietinum (chickpea), 944 nucleotides long. RefSeq lists its product as uncharacterized. NCBI's taxonomy places the organism in Eukaryota, Viridiplantae, Streptophyta, Magnoliopsida, Fabales, Fabaceae. The record is from RefSeq and is a predicted model, not a curated record.
GUGUAGUGUAUUAUAAUGCCAUAACAAAUUAACAACACAUACUCUCCAUAAAAAAAAAAAAAGUAUAUGUAAAAAACAUAGUGAUUACAAAUCAUCACACAUGAUAUAACGUGACAAAAUUCCACUAUCAAUCCAUUCGAUUAAUUCUUCUUUUCUUUCCUUUCCCACACCCUUUUCUUACAAUUGAAGCUUUUAUUACCUUUUAAUUUUUUCUUUAAUUAUUCUAGCAAUUUAUAUUCGUCUCAAGAAGAUUGCCUAAGAAGUAAGAAGUUGAAAGAAAAGAAAAAAAGAUGAGCUCUGUUUGUAUAUCGAAUUGCAUCAACGAUGCACGUGACCCACGUGUUCCGGUGAGAGCCACGUACGUGAACCUCUACAAGUGGCCGGAAUCAGAUGCUGCGUUUGUGAGGUCAGUGAGUUCCGACGGCAGAGAAAAGGGGGGUGAAAAACAACAUCCGAGGGUGGUGGAUAGCAUUUCUUGUAGACAGUUGUUUCUGAGAAGCUACACAUUUUGUAGAGAUGAUGAGAAGAAAGUGAUGGAUAAGACACAAAAAUGUUUUGGGAGGAGAAAGGUUAAGGUGAAAGUGAAAGUGAAAGCGAAAGCUAAAGCGAAAGAACGUGUUGUUUUUGUUGGGAAGAAGAAUUUGGGUUGGAAAAAAGUUAAGGAGAUAUCGUGUUCUGCUUUGUUUAGUAUUUUUCGAAGGUUCUUGUCUUGCUGUGCUAGUGUUGAUGUUGUCGAUGAAAAUUAUCACAUUUAAUUAAGGUUUGUUUUCAUGUUUUUAUAAAUCAACUAUAAUAACUAUAUAUAGCUUUUAUUUAAGAUAAGAAUGUGGAAAAUGUUAAUGUAAGGUUAGCAAAGGAUGAUAUUCUCAGUUUCUUUUUUAUUUUUUAUUUUUAAAAGAUAUGAUAUUCUCAGUAAAACUUUACUACUAGGUGUCUUGCAGAAA